Messenger RNA from Arachis duranensis, 2229 nucleotides. RefSeq names its product serine/threonine-protein phosphatase 2A 65 kDa regulatory subunit A beta isoform. The transcript has 13 exons. The record is from RefSeq and is a predicted model, not a curated record. Bases 245 to 2002 code for a protein of 585 amino acids. NCBI's taxonomy places the organism in Eukaryota, Viridiplantae, Streptophyta, Magnoliopsida, Fabales, Fabaceae. Gene Ontology annotation, biological process: protein dephosphorylation. Gene Ontology annotation, cellular component: protein phosphatase type 2A complex; cytoplasm. Gene Ontology annotation, molecular function: protein phosphatase regulator activity; protein binding.
UUGAAAAACAUUGGUAACACUUCUCUCUCUCUCUCUCUCUCUCUCUCUUCCAUCGUCUUCUUUUCAUCGCUGUUAGGGUUUCCGGUGUCCAUGCAUACUGUCUCUCAUUGAUGCAUUCUUAAUUUUCUCAACUCCACUCCACUGCACCCUAAUUCACUCAACACUAGAUCCCAAUUCCUGCUUACUUACCUCCCCAAUUACAAACCUCUUCGCUACGAGGUUUUUGGAAUAAAAGGAAAUUUCCAUGGCUGAUGAACCGUUAUAUCCGAUAGCGGUGCUUAUAGAUGAGCUGAAGAAUGAUGACAUCCAGCUACGGUUGAACUCUAUUCGCAGGCUUUCCACGAUUGCACGUGCACUUGGCGAGGAGCGAACGCGAAGGGAGUUAAUUCCGUUCUUGAGUGAAAAUAAUGAUGAUGAUGAUGAGGUGCUUCUUGCUAUGGCAGAAGAGUUGGGAGUGUUCAUUCCUUAUGUUGGUGGAGUGGAGCAUGCUAGUGUGUUGCUCCCACCUCUUGAGACACUUUGCACUGUUGAGGAAACUUGUGUCAGGGAUAAAGCAGUUGAGUCACUUUGUAGAAUUGGAUCUCAAAUGAGAGAAAAUGAUUUGGUUGAACAUUUCAUCCCAUUGGUGAAGAGGUUGGCAGCAGGUGAAUGGUUUACUGCCCGAGUAUCUGCAUGUGGAUUAUUUCAUAUUGCAUAUCCAAGUGCACCAGAACCGUCAAAGGCAGAGCUAAGGUCGACAUACAGUCAGUUAUGUCAAGAUGACAUGCCAAUGGUUAGGAGGUCUGCUGCAUCAAAUCUUGGAAAAUUUGCUGCAACAGUUGAAUAUGCUCAUUUGAAGGCAGACAUCAUGUCAAUUUUUGAUGAUCUUACUCAAGAUGAUCAAGAUUCUGUUAGAUUGUUAGCUGUGGAGGGUUGUGCAGCUCUUGGCAAGCUGUUGGAGCCUCAAGAUUGUGUUGCGCAUAUACUCCCGGUUAUUGCUAACUUCUCCCAGGAUAAGUCCUGGCGCGUACGGUACAUGGUUGCAAAUCAAUUAUAUGAGCUCUGUGAAGCUGUAGGCCCCGAACCUACAAGGACGGAACUGGUGCCUGCCUAUGUGCGGUUGCUUCGAGAUAAUGAAGCUGAAGUACGCAUAGCAGCUGCUGGAAAAGUGACCAAAUUUUGCAGGAUUUUAAGUCCAGAUCUUGCGAUUCAGCACAUUCUUCCUUGUGUGAAGGAACUGUCAUCAGAUUCUUCACAGCAUGUACGUUCUGCUUUGGCUUCAGUAAUAAUGGGAAUGGCUCCUGUAUUAGGAAAGGAGGCAACAAUCGAGCAGCUUCUUCCUAUUUUCCUUUCCCUUUUGAAGGAUGAAUUUCCUGAUGUGCGCCUAAACAUCAUCAGCAAGCUUGAUCAAGUAAAUCAGGUUAUUGGAAUUGAUCUGUUAUCUCAAUCUUUAUUACCUGCCAUUGUUGAACUUGCUGAGGAUAGGCAUUGGAGGGUCCGGCUUGCAAUAAUUGAAUAUAUACCCUUAUUGGCAAGUCAAUUGGGGGUUGGGUUCUUUGAUGACAAGCUUGGUGCUCUUUGCAUGCAAUGGUUACAGGACAAGGUUCAUUCAAUUCGUGAAGCUGCUGCUAACAACUUGAAACGCCUUGCUGAAGAAUUUGGUCCUGAAUGGGCUAUGCAGCACAUAGUUCCACAGGUUUUGGAUAUGAUUAGCAAUCCACACUACUUGUAUCGAAUGACCGUUCUUAGAGCAAUCUCUCUGCUUGCUCCUGUCAUGGGUGCUGAAAUCACUUGUUCAAGGUUGUUGCCUGUUGUUAUUGCUGCAUCAAAAGAUAGAGUGCCCAACAUCAAGUUCAAUGUGGCAAAGGUAUUAGAGUCCAUCUUCCCCAUCGUUGAUCAGUCUGUGGUGGAGAAGACAAUCCGUCCAUGUUUGGUUGAGCUCAGCGAGGAUCCCGAUGUUGAUGUGCGAUUUUUUUCCAACCAAGCUCUUCAGGCAAUCGAUCAUGUCAUGAUGUCUAGCUAGACAGAAAUGUUUCGCCCGGUAUUGAAGACGAGGACACCAGUAGAUGAGUAAGAGGGUGCUAAUAUUUCCCAUCACCAUGAUAAUACUCACGUAACUGUAUUAAUAGCUAUAUCGUUUAUUGUGACACGAUACCCCUUAAAAAUUGAUGUGAUUUAGUUCCCAUAAUACGUUAAUUUUCAGAUAUCUGUAUGUUUUUACUUUUUAUUACAUUUUGCAUAGGUUCCUUA